UCGCCGCCGCCGCGCGGCUCCUCUCGGCGGGCUGCGGCUUGGCGGCGGGCGGCGCCUCCGCCAGCCCCGCUCUGCCUGCGCCCCUCAGCCGCGCCGCGCCGCCAGCCAGCCCCCGCGGCCAUGGAGCUCUGCCUGCGGCUGCUCCUGGCCUCCUGCCUCUGCCUCGGGGCGGCCGCCGACUUUGACAGAAGGUGGCCCAGACAAAUAAUCUCCUCCACAGGACUGUGUCGGUUUGGAAGUAGAAUCGACUGCUGCUGGGGCUGGGCCCGUGCAUCCUGGGGGCAAUGCCAACCUAUAUGCCAGCCAGGAUGCAAACAUGGUGAAUGCAUUGGACCAAACAAGUGUAAGUGCCACCCAGGAUACACUGGAAAAACCUGCAACCAAGAUGAGCAACUGUAUACAAGUCUAUCUGAUCGAAACAGUGAACCAUUUCUUUUGCGCAUCCUGAAUCAUCACGCAACAAAUGUACCUUCAAGGGAUCUAAAUGAGUGUGGACUAAAGCCGCGGCCAUGCAAACAUCGAUGCAUGAAUACCUAUGGCAGCUACAAGUGCUAUUGUCUGAAUGGCUACAUGCUCAUGCCAGAUGGAACGUGCUCUAAUGCCCUUACUUGUUCAAUGGCAAACUGUCAGUACGGCUGUGAUGUAUUGAAAGGGGAAAUACGCUGUCGCUGUCCUUCUCCAGGAUUGCAGCUAGGGCCCGAUGGGAGGACCUGCAUAGAUAUUGAUGAAUGUGCUACUGGGAGAGUCAUCUGUCCCCGAUUUAGGCAUUGCAUCAAUACUUUUGGAAGCUACAUUUGCAGAUGUCAUAAAGGCUUUGAUCUAAUGUAUAUUGGAGGCAAAUACCAAUGCCAUGAUAUUGAUGAAUGUUCCCUUGGCCAGCAUCGGUGUGGUACUUUUUCACGAUGUUACAAUACACAAGGAUCCUACAAAUGCAAAUGUAAAGAAGGGUACAGAGACAACGGAACGAACUGCAUACUUAUUCCCAAUGUUAUGAUUGAACCACCUGGCCCAUAUCAUAUAUUCAAGGGCAACAGCACACUCCCUGCGGGAGGUAGUAGUAUAACCAAUAGGAUUCCUGACGUUGGAGGCACAAGGCAAUCCCUCAGACCACCGUAUGUACCUGCUGUUGUUACAGAAAGGCCAGUGGCCCGGCCAACAACUCGACCUGCGCCCAGGCCAACAACUCGACCUGCGCCCAGGCCAACCACCAGGUAUGUGCCCAUGACAGCAAGACCAGUAACAAGGCCAGUGACAAGGCCUCCACCUCCAGCUCAGCCUCGACCUACAACAUUAAGGUCUACACUGCCACCACAAACAACUCCUGUGAUGACAACCGGAGACCCUUCCCAUGUUCUCAUUGAAACUACAUCUUCCCAAGUAACUACAGUUGACAACAGGAUCCAGGUGGAUCCUCAGAAACCCCGAGGAGAUGUAUUCAUUCCACGCCAGCCAGGAGUGAGUAAUAAUCUGUUUGAAAUACUUGAAAUUGAAAGAGGGAUUACUGCUGAUGAGUUUGAAGCAAAUGAUGAUCCAGGUGUGCUGAUACACAGCUGUAAUUUUGAUAGCGGGCUGUGUGGCUGGAUCAAGGACAAAGAUGAUGAUUUGCACUGGGAACCAGUUCAAGAUCCAUCAGGGGGACAGUAUCUUACGGUCUCUGAGCCCAAAGACAAAGACAGACGAGUAGCACAUCUCAUCCUGCCGUUGGGUCACGUGGCUCAGGCUGGGGACUUGUGCCUGUCAUUCAGGCACAAGGUGCCUGCGCUGCAUUCUGGUGCCCUCCACGUCUUCGUGAGGAAAAGCGCUGCUCGCGGACCAGCUGUUUGGGGAAGAAAUGGUGGCCAUGGCUGGAGACAGACGCACUUAACUUUGCGAGGCUCGGGCAUCAAGAGUAUUGUUUUCAGGGGAGAGAAAAGGAAAGGAAGAACUGGGGAUAUUGGACUAGAUGAUGUCACCUUGAAGAGAGGACGCUGCUCUGAAGAACACUAGCAGAGACUGGUCUGGCACAAGUCAUCUCCUGCAGCCCUUCCCAUCCUCUUCCUACCGAGCUUCUUAAACAAAACUGUGUGAAAAAGAAAUAUUUGGAGACAGACAAUUUCUUGAAGUUCUGCUAAGUGCAGUCCCAGUGAAUCUGCACUUAAAGUGAUGAAGAGCACCUACCAGGAUUCAGGAACUCCAGACCAGUGCUAGGUGUUUCUGUCAGUCUUUGCCCCUAAUUGUAUUUUGUGCGUUAAUAACAUUAUCCCCUGUAAUGCCUGUUGAGUGCUCAUACCAAGGAGCACUUGUGAAAAAGGGAGAAUUAAUGCCAAAUGUUGUCAAAAGAAAUCUCCAGCUUAUAAAGUUUUAAUAUUAACAACAUUCACUAUUUUCUCUACUGUAAUAAAACAGUAGUUUUAUUGAUUAUAUUGAUAGACAGUGGAUAGCUAGCUCGGAUUAGCUGAGGCCCGGACCUGAACUCUGGCUAUCUUUCUGCCGUUGACCUUUAAAGAAGGGUUUGCUGCAUAUAGCAUUUAUUUUGGCAUUGUAUCUGCAUUAACAGAAAGCAGUUAUAUAGAGUAGGUACUGCAUCCUGUAGUAUUGCUACUGCUGUGUUUUGUGUAUAUGUGUAUGGUUAUUAACAUAUUUAUGUUUUUAGUAUUUACAGACUUUAGUUGCAAGGUAAAGGGCAGCUGUACUUUCUUAUUGUACAAGGCAGGAGUUCAUCGUACUCUCUGAUCCCACUGGUUGUGCCAAUAGGUACGUUACCAAAGUCAGUUAAUGGUGCUCAUUGAAAAACAUUUCCUGACCGUUCCCCUUUUGCACGAAAUGCUGGUGCAGUUUUUCACAUUACAGUGUGCUGAAGGCAAAAAAAAAAAAAAAGCAAAUCCUCACCUGAUGCAAGCUGGUCAUGCCCUAGAAGGUUGCAUUUCGCUCAGGAGCAAGCCCAGAAGGACUCUCAGUCCUGCAGGCAGCUUCCUCUUCAGUUGAAGGCCGAGCAGCCCGGAGAAGGUGCACGGCGUCUCGUACGACUGCGCCCGUUGGAACUACGAGGACGUUCGUUCCCCUGGGUAGCGCAAGCCGCAGUUUUAUGCUGCCGCUGCCCACCUGAAAAAUGCAAGCAAAAAAGGCAGCUGCGUUAAACCUGUAUGAACAAUUCUGACAAUUAAAUGCGUUGAGUGAUCUUUGUCAAAUGUCCGAAUCCCAUCCAACUGUUUCGUAUACAGUAAACAAACAUUUUUCAGAACUAAAAUAAAUAUUAGCUCUAGCUGGAACUAAAUACUUAGCAGAAUUUUUGACUACAUUUUUAGUUAUGCAUCUUGCAUGUGAUGUGCAGUUUCCCAGGGAAUUUCUCUGUUUGGAUGGGAAUUUUAUAUGAUAAACAUCAUCAUCACUGCUGUCAACAGCUCUAAAUUUGCAAAACUGUAAUGUUUAAGAAAAUGACAAAGAUUGAUAAAAUGUUGUUAGUGGCACAGCCUUAAAGCAUCAAAAAAGGCAUACAUGGAAGAAAAUAGGCCUCAGAUCUUUUAAAUAUGUGCAUGAGAUGUAAAAGUAUUGUAAAUUCAGUAAUAUAGAACUAUCAUUUCAACCCCCCCCCAUAUUAGACCUUACAGAGAGAGAGAAAACUGCAAGACCAUUAGAAGCCCUAUUCCAAAAAGCUGUUUCUGACAAAAUGUUAUUUUAAGAAUUUUUUCCAGUUUGUUUUCUAGGAUACCAUAAGCACAGUAUUUAUAGCAAAUUCACUUGACCAAAUAGAUACCAUUCAGUAAAAGUGCACUGACAAACCUUUUGAAUUGGAAGAAAUAAUUCAUUUGUAAAAUCUUUUAAAACUACUUUGCUUUCCAUAUGAUCGUGGUGUUAUUUUUCUUUUAUGUUAUUUUGCAGUAUUUCAGAAAUAUUUGUGAAUAUUUGAAAUGCCUUAUCGUUAUUUUAAAAUAAUUAAUAAAGGCAGCUGUUACUUCCUACUAA
Molecule: messenger RNA, 3942 nt
Organism: Rhea pennata
Lineage: Eukaryota; Metazoa; Chordata; Aves; Rheiformes; Rheidae
Gene: NPNT
Product: nephronectin
Exons: 13
Coding region: 121-1986 (621 amino acids)
Cellular component (GO): membrane
Molecular function (GO): calcium ion binding
Source: RefSeq, a predicted model, not a curated record